CCUUAUUAUUCCAUCUUAGAUAAAUAUUGGCCAGGAUCGUCCGCAUCACUGAAUUCUGAAUUGGAUCAAAAAAAUAUGCUUAAUAUGUUUUCUGAUUCUUUGGUACCGAACGAGCUGAAUCGUUUCGAAUAUGAUCCAAAUCUAAUUGCUGAUUUUGAAUAUGAUAAAAAUUUUCGAAGAACAACUUUAAAAUUUAAUUGCUACGUUACGUCGAUACUACAUUUCGGUGCCACAGAUGACAUGAAAAAGCUUCUAAAUGAAAAUUUUGUUGAGCAGUAUCCAUUUGUGCAAAUAACCUAUAGCAAAAUCAAGAGCAUUGAAUAUGAAUUGUUAAAGUUGGCACAUUUUUGUGACUUUGAUGAUAUUGUUGUCGCAUAUGCAUACGUUUUCUUUGAAAAACUUAUCUUCAAGGUAUUUAAGUUUUUCGGUAUAAUAAAAAAACCGAACAGAAAAUUGAUAGCCGGCGCUGCACUUUUGAUCGCUGCGAAAAUUACUGACUUUGGAACAGUUCGAGUUUCUAAAGUUGUCGAGGUUGGUUGA
Dracunculus medinensis (Guinea worm) is the source of this 540-nucleotide messenger RNA. Lineage: Eukaryota; Metazoa; Nematoda; Chromadorea; Rhabditida; Dracunculidae. The record is from the annotation of a GenBank genome assembly.